Cicer arietinum (chickpea) is the source of this 874-nucleotide messenger RNA. Its product is annotated as glycine-rich RNA-binding protein 4, mitochondrial. Lineage: Eukaryota; Viridiplantae; Streptophyta; Magnoliopsida; Fabales; Fabaceae. The record is from RefSeq and is a predicted model, not a curated record. Gene Ontology annotation, cellular component: U2 snRNP; catalytic step 2 spliceosome; precatalytic spliceosome. Gene Ontology annotation, biological process: mRNA splicing, via spliceosome. Gene Ontology annotation, molecular function: RNA binding.
CAAAAAAACGAAGUUCCACGUUCUCUGCUAUCACGCGAUACAGUAACUGUCGCGUUUCAAAAUCGAAUGGCACUGGAAGAACUUGCAUGUUGUAAACCCCAAAUUGAAUUGCUUCCGCGGCUUGGAAAAUGGAAGCAAUCUGUGUCGAGAAUCAAUUUUUCAUUAUCAAAUUUAGCUUCCAUCGCUCUUCCCAAUGCACCUUAUCCAAGGUUUUGCUGCAGAGCCGCCUCCACCUCAGAGUCUUCUGUCGAAUAUACUAUUCCUUCUUCUUCAACCAAAAUCUUCAUCAAAGGGCUUCCUCUCUCAAUCUCUGAAGUGCGUUUAACGAAAGUGUUUUCGGGGUUCGGUGAAGUUACUCAAGUGAAGAUUUUAAUAGAUAAAGAAUCUGGACAAUCUCUAGGAUUUGCAUAUAUUUCCUUUGACAAGGAAGAAUCUGCGCAGUUGGCUGCAAAAGAGAUGAAUGGAAAGUUUUUUGAUGGCAGGUUUAUUUAUGUUUCAAUUGCAAAGCCUGGAUCAUCAAAAAGUUGGAAGAGGACAACAGCUUACAAAUUUUAAUGACAUGAACUCUGAUAGGAAUGGGUUUGGUCCUCCGCUCUAUCAAACUCUGUCUCUUUGAACCACUUGAGUAAGUUUACAUGUAAAAGACAGCUUAAUUAUGAAUUUCUAGCAUUGUGGCUGUGCAUUGUGCUUGGGGUUCGUUUUAGUAAAUAAUAGUUUUGUAUUUCACUAACAACAACAACAACAAGAAAUAUGCUACCUUGAUCUGAAAACUAAUGGUAACUGAACGAAUUUUGUAAAGAAUGGAGAAGUUAAAGGAUGCAGUGCAUUACUAAGUGAUUGGUACCUAGCAAUCCGAUUGAACUUUCACUUCUUA